Priceomyces carsonii is the source of this 582-nucleotide messenger RNA. RefSeq lists its product as uncharacterized. The record is from RefSeq and is a predicted model, not a curated record. Gene Ontology annotation, molecular function: RNA polymerase I cis-regulatory region sequence-specific DNA binding. NCBI's taxonomy places the organism in Eukaryota, Fungi, Ascomycota, Pichiomycetes, Serinales, Debaryomycetaceae. The transcript has a single exon. Gene Ontology annotation, cellular component: RNA polymerase I upstream activating factor complex. Bases 1 to 582 code for a protein of 193 amino acids. Gene Ontology annotation, biological process: nucleolar large rRNA transcription by RNA polymerase I.
AUGAAUACGACAGCAGGUGAGGCCCUUAAUUCUAAUAUAUACAGAGCCUGUAAUGGUGAAUACAAAAGAGGAGUUAUACUAAAUAGAGGGAAGCUUGUAAAUUCAUCUUCUCACAGAGUAAAAAUAAGAGGUCAAAAGAUUGAUCUAGUAAUAAACAAAGAUGCUGAAGAUAUAGAUGCCAUAUUUCAAAGUCGAGGCAUUUGUAUACCACCUGAUGAAAUUCUUGACUCGAUAAAGACCUCCAAUAUAAAAAUUCCCAUGAAGUUCAGAGACGAGUUUGCCGACGAUGUGCAGCUUCCAUCCUCAGACUUACUAAAAGUCUUACACUAUUAUGCGAGCAAAAAAAUUGGAUCUAGACCAGAAAAUCGUCGCUUCACAAAGUUUCUUGAUGAAUCAGCAUUACUAGGUCUUGGUAUGAUGGUAGAGCGAUACGUCGAGGACCUAGUGAGUGAGCAUGCAGCAAAUAUAUACUUGACAACAGCAGAAGGAGACAGUCAGGAUAAUAUAGAAGAACCAUCCAGCCAUUCAGAUUCGGAUGUGACCUCGAUCAUGGGAUCCGAUAUACUAUCGGACAAUGAUUGA